UAUUUAUAGUCCAAAGAGGAUAUUUAUAGUACCCAGAGACACCAAAAGGUCAAAGGAGCCAGGGACACAAGAGGAUGAGCCAGGGAGACAAAGAUUGAGAGCUCCAUAGCUCUGGGAUGAAGGUACAAAAACAGGAAAGUGCAUCAUCAGGAGUGAGCUACACAGUAGACCAACACCAGAGUGAGCUAUAACACAGACCCAUGUGAACCACACACCAGGCCAAAUUACCCCGUACCAUUAAAUACAGACAGCAUACACAGGAUUAAAGAAAUCCUACAAUAAACAGAUAUUGUUCUGUGUAAAUAUUUUACUGCCAAGAAAGCAGCAUUGAAACUAGCAUGCCUGCACUAUUCAGGUGAGCAUGGAUACACAUAACAGUGUAUUAGUAUGGCUGUGUAAUGGAUCCUGUACUGAUGCUGCUGACCCAGGCCUGUUUAUGUAAGCCCCCAGCACCACUGUCAAAUCACUGCUCAUCCACAGGUAGCAACAGCCUCCACUAAAGCCUUGGAAUAUACUCAAAAAAUGUUAGUGGUAGGAACACUGGCGGUGAUGUAUCGGCAGGCUAAGGUGUUAAUUCGAUAGAAAACCCUCAUCAUUGUGUAGUGUUCAGAUUCCAAUUGGAUUUAUUUCUACCACAGGAAAGCGUUGGAUCUACAUUUGUAUCUGUUGUAAUCAGGAAUAAAUGUCUUUUUACAAAAACAAAACCACAAGACACUAUUUCUGCUAAGGAAUUUAUUAGACUAUAAAUACCAGGAAUAAAUCUAUGUUAUUGGAGUUGCUGUGUGCCAUGUGGUAUACAGUAUUCAUGUAUCCAUAGAGUUUGUGUGAGUUGUUGUGGAAUCCGAGGAGUAAGAUGUGGGAUGCUACAGUGUCUAUUUUAUGUUUCCUUGUGAUCUGUGUAGGGGCUGUGUGGGUCCCUGGGAGCUCAGGCCACCCCUCCUCACCAGCAGAUCAGUCCAGUGAUAACACCCAAUCCUCACCACUAUUAUUACACAAACUGACAGCCACUCAGACAGCCAGUCAUCCAGGCAGUGAUUCUGAUCAGGGUGUUUAUACAGAUAAGGAAGUGGAUAGUUAUUCUGUACACCGGUCAAAACACACACUGUUUCAUGCUACUUUACAGAGCAGAGAGCCAUCACAAAUUAAAACUUUACAAAGUUCCUCAAAGUUUUACAACAGUUUGAAACUGACGACAAGAUCAGAGGAUGAGCUAGACUUAGCUAAAUCUAGGGCACUGAGUCAAGAGGUAGGUGAUCGUGAGCACCGUAACACCAAGUCCAUGUCGAAGAUGGUUGUGACCAUUAUAAGUACUGUUACAGCACUCGUCAGUAUGUCCAUGUUGGUCGCUAUAUUUCAAUGUUGUUGUCGUCGUAAAAAGCGCCGGAGCAGUGAAUCCAAGGGAUCGGAGGAUAAUGGAAAGACAUUGGUAGAUAACGAGGGAGGAGGACAGAGCGUAGUGGAGGAAGUUAAACCUCUCAAUGAGGAGGAAGACAAACAGAAGGAGGAACCUUGUCUCCAAUUAGAUGCCACAAAUGAACCUGUGGUAUUGAGGAUACAUGACAGAGAAUCAUCCGAAGAGAAAGAUGUGUCUGUCAGAAACAGAAUCAAGGCCUUCGAGGAUAAGCCCGCUAGUCCCACCUCUCAUGAGGUCAGGGGUCAAGUGAUGAAGAAACGACCAGACAGUAAUGCCUUCAAGGUGUUCGAAAACAAAGGGAUUCUAAUUGGUAUGGGCAGGACUCCAAAGCCCAAAGUGACCAUCGAAGAGAGCGAUGGUGAGGAACUUGAUCAGGACAAAAUCAGCCAGUCACCAUCUUCAAUAAAAUCAUCCCCCACAGUGAGCCCCAAACCAGCCAAAUCACCCGCAGUGAGCCCCAAACCCAGUAAAGAUCGGCUGUACCCAGAUAACCCAGACGUGGUAAUUGCCAGUGAAGAUGAGGACGAUGAAUUCGCUGUCAUCAAACGUGAGAGUGAGGUUCUUAAAUCGUUUUCAAAACCUUCAGCACCAAAGACAAGGAACAGAACUUCACAGGCUAUAGGAGGACGUAGGGCCAGAGCAACAAACAGCCCUGUCCCCAAACCUGUUAGUAUGAUUGAAGAAAAGACAGAAGACAAAGAUGAGACAAGUCCGUUCCUAAACACAAACGAAAGUGAUGAUUCUAAAACACGAGAGGAGAAACACAAGUUACUAGAAUCUGUUAUAGACAAGUCAGUGGUUAAAACCAAGGAUUCUGUGACAGUAAACAAAACUAAUGGUACUCCUUCCUCAGACUCUAGUCCUGUGUCACAGUCCAAUAUAGAUACUACUGGAAAUAUAUUUUUACAAAUUGACCCCACUGCUAAACGUAGAUCAACAGGAUCAACACCAGUCCACAGUCCUGAAAAGGAGCCGUCAAUCACAGAGCGACCAAAGAGCACCCAUGAGGUGAUAAAAGUAAGUCCGAGGCCCAGUCCUAAACCCAGCCCUAAACCCAGUCCUAAGCCUUUCCGGGACGACCAACUAAUGAAAGCUUUGUCAGAAAGACUCAAGAAAUCGUCCCCCGAUAAAGAGAAAUCCGAUGACUUGUGACAGGGGAGUUAACUCAGAAAGAAAACCUAUUUUUGUACUAGUCAAGAUGUAGUAGGCGGAACUUCCACUAUUUAUACUGGAACAGUUAUUUUGCAGAAAUAUAUUGAUAAUAUGCUAACAUAUCUCUGAGCACAAGAAAGACUAUAACACUGUCUUAAUAAUCAAUUGGAGAAUUGUUGUAGGAAAAAAAUUUCCCCAGUCUUAAAAUGGUCUUCUGUCCAUCGACUUAAGACGUUAUUAUUUAUGAGACAGGAGUGGGACACUGACACUGUUUCUGUGACAGUAGGACAAUGACACUGUUUCUGAGAUGGAAGUAGUGAAUUAACACUAUAAUCUACCUAUAAAAAACUUGAAUCAUUUUCCUGGUAGAUUUGCCUGAUGAUGUAUGAAUUAUGUAUCAAUAAGUUUUUAUCAUCACAAGCUGGGGAAUAGAUACAGAAAACAGUUGUUAAAUCUGCUGUUGAUGUAAUGAUGUUAGUGAUAGCCAUGGGUAGUCCAAAAAGGCACCCGUAAACAGAAUAUAUACUUUUAUACAUCACCCUCACCUGGAAAUCUGUUUAACACAGAGGUGGGCUUAUCACCAAGCACAGACAUCAAAGCAUGGUGUAUCAAUGUUGAGAUACAUGUAUAAAUCCUAAUGCUGUAAGUAUCUGUGUAAGUCAUCUGUGUAAUAAUCCUCAUCAUAUCUGAAGCCUAUAGUGUUCCUCAGCUUUGUGUGUUAUUGUGGACGAACUGUUAGAUUAGAUGUUACUCACACAAGUUAUACUGCGGAAUCUGGUCAAAUUGCCUUAUACAGUUAUGUCAGUUUUGUGUUUCCUCAAACCAAUCAUUUACACUGUGUUAUCAUACUUCAUAAACCACACACAAACUCCGAAGGGUUUGAAAGGAUAAUACACCCCACUCAUAUCUGCUUGAAGUUUCUGGAGUACAAUCAGGGUUAGGUAAAUUUUAAUCACAUAAUCGUUAAACAUGUACUCGAAAUGAUCCACAAAAUGCCAAAUCAUAAAAUUGAUUUCUGAUGUAAAUACGUUUUUGAUGUGUUUUUUUAAUGCUCAUGUUUACAGGUUUAUUUAGAUAAUUAUUGUGUUCUGCACUUUGGUUACAUUUUGAAAUUAUUAGUGAAAAAGUGCUGCCGUAUUAUUUUGUACAUGUAUGUAUGCUGACGUUUUUAGAAUAUGAUAUUACUGACAAACAACGGAAUACAUUACACAGUCUCUUACUUACACAAUCCUAAAUAUACUAUCCUUGUAAAUGUAUUUAACAGCAAUCCAUUUUAUUUAGAUAACAGAUAUCUCAAAUAUGUCUUCCAUCACAGUUUACUUGAUGGUAUUAUAAGACAUUUUACUAGUUAUCGUUUUUGGGUUCCUCUGGAAACAAUGACAAAUCUAAAGAACUUUAUAAGGUAAAUUUACUGUAUAAAUUAAUGUAAAUCAGUGUUUAAUCACCCAUAUACACUUCACACAAAAGACAAUCUUUAAUGUUCAUAGAAAAUACACCUCUUAUAGCUUAAUGAUUUAGUUGUAACAUUGAAAUAAGAAAAACAAUAAAACAUGUGUUAACUACAGCUGUAUUGUCACAAUUCAGACCUACAUCAUACAGGUAACAUCCUGACUAUGUGAUGUUAUACCAGGUCUGGACAUCCCAACACUGUGAUGUUAUAUCAGGUCUGGACAUCCCAACUCUGUGAUGUUACAUCAGGUCUGGACAUCCUAACUCUGUGAUGUUAUAUCAGGUCUGGACAUCCCAACUCUGUGAUGUUACAUCAGGUCUGGACAUCCCAACACUGUGAUGUUAUAUCAGGUCUGGACAUCCCAACACUGUGAUGUUACAUCAGGUCUGGACAUCCUAACUCUGUGCUGUUAUAUCAGGUCUGGACAAUCCAACACUGUGAUGUUACAUCAGGUCUGGACAUCCCAACUCUGUGAUGUCACAUCAGGUCUGGACAUCCCAACACUGUGAUGUUAUAUCAGGUCUGGACAUCCCAACUCUGUGAUGUCACAUCAGGUCUGGACAUCCCAACUCUGUGAUGUUAUAUCAGGUCUGGACAUCCCAACUCUGUGAUGUUACAUCAGGUCUGGACAUCCCAACUCUGUGAUGUUAUAUCAGGUCUGGACAUCCCAACUCUGUGAUGUUAUACCAGGUCUGGACAUCCCAACUCUGUGAUGUUACAUCAGGUCUCUGGACAUCCCAACACUGUGAUGUUAUACCAGGUCUGGACAUCCCAACUCUGUGAUGUUACAUCAGGUCUGGACAUCCCAACACUGUGAUGUUAUACAAGGUCUGGACAUCCCAACACUGUGAUGUUAUAUCAGGUCUGGACAUCCCAACACUGUGAUGUUACAUCAGGUCUGGACAAUCCAACACUGUGAUGUUAUAUCAGGUCUGGACAUCCUAACUCUGUGAUGUUACAUCAGGUCUGGACAUCACAACUCUGUGAUGUUAUAUCAGGUCUGGACAUCCCAACACUGUGAUGUUAUACCAGGUCUGGACAUCCCAACACUGUGAUGUUAUAUCAGGUCUGGACAAUCCAACACUGUGAUGUUAUAUCAGGUCUGGACAUCCCAACUCUGUGAUGUUACAUCAGGUCUGGACAUCACAACUCUGUGAUGUUAUAUCAGGUCUGGACAUCCCAACACUGUGAUGUUAUACCAGGUCUGGACAUCCCAACACUGUGAUGUUACAUCAGGUCUGGACAAUCCCAACUCUGUGAUGUUAUAUCAGGUCUGGACAUCCCAACACUGUGAUGUUAUAUCAGGUCUGGACAAUCCAACACUGUGAUGUUAUAUCAGGUCUGGACAUCCCAACUCUGUGAUGUUACAUCAGGUCUGGACAUCCCAACACUGUGAUGUUAUACCAGGUCUGGACAUCCCAACUCUGUGAUGUUAUAUCAGGUCUGGACAAUCCAACACUGUGAUGUUAUAUCAGGUCUGGACAUCACAACUCUGUGAUGUUAUAUCAGGUCUGGACAUCCCAACACUGUGAUGUUAUACCAGGUCUGGACAUCCCAACUCUGUGAUGUUAUAUCAGGUCUGUUAUCUCUGAGAAAUCAAUCCUUAUGUAAGGUACAAGGAAGUUUUGGAAACAUCUGUUAGGUACAAGUGAUGAGCAUCGGGGGUUAACCUCUCAAAUCAAUUGUACUUACUAAAGUUGAUAUUGGAAAAUAAAAGAUUUCUAGAGGAUUGUUUAUAUAUCACCACUCGCUGGAUACACUUUCUCUUUAUAUAAAGAUACAAUUAACAUGUAGUAUGAUGUAUACAGAAAGGUUUGGAUACAGUGUGGUUAUGGCAGUGUAAUGUUUGUAUGUAAAUGCUCCAAUUCAAUUCAAUAUGAAAAAGUUUCUCCUCAAGGUUUAUUACCCUAAUCAUUACCGAAAUAAAAAUUUCCUAACUGCAAUUUCAAAACACUUCAAAUAUGUGAUCAAAAUAUAUCAAACAUUACACUGUCAAACCAAAUCUAUGUAUAGUAUCUGAAAAUCUGAAACUCCUCAUGUGUAGAACAAGAUCAAGUGUGCUUCACGCAAUAAUGCAUUGUUACAUUUACUUGCUGUUAAAAGUUUAUUGAUAUUUUUGUAACAGGUGGUUAAUGAAAAAAAAAUAAAAUAUUUUGUCACAUGAUAAA
Molecule: messenger RNA, 6184 nt
Organism: Pecten maximus
Lineage: Eukaryota; Metazoa; Mollusca; Bivalvia; Pectinida; Pectinidae
Exons: 11
Coding region: 854-2566 (570 amino acids)
Source: RefSeq, a predicted model, not a curated record